Molecule: messenger RNA, 1267 nt
Organism: Daldinia vernicosa
Lineage: Eukaryota; Fungi; Ascomycota; Sordariomycetes; Xylariales; Hypoxylaceae
Exons: 1
Coding region: 223-1107 (294 amino acids)
Source: RefSeq, a predicted model, not a curated record
UCAUCUACGUACCGCAUGAACGCAUCGGUCAGUCGGCUUGAGCGGGUUUGAGCCAUUUCAAACAUUUACAACAACACCCAAACUCAAUUCAAUAUUGCCUCUUUCCAAUUCAUCCCUCUUUAUUAGAGUCUUUAUUAGAGAUCCUAUUUCCACCAGUCUAAUUUCUCCGUCAUGAGGCCUUUUCUAAUGGGCUUCAUGUGUGAUGCCCUUCUCCUGUAGACUAUGAUCUUCAAGAAGUCAACUUUCGCCCUUUGCUCCAGUCUUCCCGCCUUGCUUCCAUCGUCACACCCCUGUUAUGGCAUAACGUCAUCAUCAUGUAGGACGGACACGCGACGGCCUCCGUGUCAAGAGCACGGCCACGUCUCCUCGCGUCAACGAUUCUAUGCUACGGUUUCUGACGGGCGCAAGAAGUCGGCUGGCUUUUCUAAGGAGCAUGCCUGGCCUGAGUCGCCACAUCCCACUCCCUACGAGAUCUUCGACCAACAAAAGAGUGCGCCAUACAGCAAGACCAAAUUCUAUGAAUUAGUCAAGCUCUAUCACCCCGAUAGGCACCAUCACGUGUCAGCUCACAAGCUGUCGCAUUCCGCCCGGCUUGAGCGUUACCGGUUAGUCGUCGCUGCAAAUCAAAUUCUUAGCGACCCGUCCAAGCGACGAGCCUACGAUUUGUACGGCGCGGGAUGGGGUGGAAUACAAACCAUGGAAAAUCUUUACCGAUCCGUCGACAGGUCUUGGCGCGACGUUCCUGGAAAUCCGAGCAUGAACGCCACAUGGGAGGAUUGGGAACGAUGGUACAAUCAAAGGGACGGGAAGAAGGAAAAGCAAAGUCCUGUUUAUAUGUCCAACCAGCUAUUUGCGGGUGUGUUAUGCAUAUUCGUAGUUGUUGGAAGUGUGGGCCAAGCACGCCGCGCAAAUUCAAACGCGACGAACUUCGAAGAAAUGAGGGAGAAGAGUCAUGCGACUAUUAGUCACGAUAUGAGACAGCGUCAGACCGAGAAGGCGACCCUCAACAGACAUGAGAGAGUGGAAAGCUUCCUGCGACAGAGGGAGGGUUGGGCUUUGGCCACGACGGAAAUCCCCCGCUCAAUAUCGGCCCCCAAUGAGAAAUAAGAUCCCGACUCUCAAUAGCGAGUCUCUAUCUAAUAAAUCCUACGUACUCAAUUUCGAGGGAGACAUGGUGGAUCACUCACUGCUUUUGAUCUAAGUACCUACCUACCUAAUGUAACGAUUUUAAACUUGAUGUCAUUGGAUAUACCUAAUCUAUCGUGUC